UCAAACUGUUGCUUUUUCCGUCAAUAAACUUUUUGAUCAUAAAAACUCCCGACUUAUUUUCUCGAAAAAAUACUAAACACACUCACCGAUUCCCUCCUAUAGAUAGAACAAAAUAUGACACGGGUACCACCCCAGACCAGAAGCGGGCAUGUGUUUAUUCAAGGACUCAUUCAGGGAUGGGCUAGAUGUGGUUGAACUCUCACACGACUUUCCUUCCGUAAGAUGCAAUUCUGGCGUUACCUUAUCCUCGGAAGAACAGCGGUAAUGGCUUCCCGAAAUCAGAUUUCCACGAAAGAGCAAGCCUGUCUCGGGAGAAAUGAAGCAGUCAAAGUUUCAGGAAAACAUCAUGUUAAUGGAAAUAGGACAGUCGAACCAUUCCCUGAAGGACUGCAAAUGGCUAUGUUUGGCAUGGGCUGUUUCUGGGGCGCUGAGAGAAAAUUCUGGGUCCAGAAAGGUGUCUAUUCCACUCAAGUUGGGUAUGCUGGUGGAUUAACUCCAAACCCAAGCUAUAAGGCGGUCUGCUCAGAGAUGACUCGCCACGCAGAAGUAGUGCGAGUUGUGUACCAUCCAGACAAAUUCUGCUUUGAAAAAUUGCUCAAGGUCUUCUGGGAGAGCCAUGACCCAACACAAGGUAUGCGACAAGGAAAUGAUGUUGGCACUCAGUACCGUUCGGUCAUUUAUCCGUACACGAAGGAGCAGAUUGUUGCAGCUGUGAAAUCCAAAGAGGUCUAUCAGGAGGAGUUGAAUAGAAAAGGAUACGGUGAAAUCACUACCGAAAUCCGUGAGGGUCAGACUUUCUACUUCGCCGAAGAUUACCAUCAGCAAUACCUGAAUAAGAACCCAGGCGGGUAUUGUGGACUACGCGGCACUGGGAUAUCUUGUCCAGUAUAAGACUCUAGUAAGACGUGGUCCCUAAUUAAACGCCAAAAUUUGCCUCUGAUCUAUUUUCCAGAUAAUGGGAUAGGGUUUUGCUUAUUAAAAAGCUUAUAAGAAUGGACUGGUUGCCUGCUAUACAUUAGUUUUCCAAAAUAAUUGAAAAAAACCCCAUCUACCGCACUGUGUGGAAAAAGGUAAUAAAAAAUACUGUAAUCAACUACACAUUUCUAACUGAUAGUUCAAAUAAGCACUCAGGUUUCAGAAGACAGUGUAGUAUGCUACCUGCCUGCUAUUAUGACAUCUUCCACAAAAUAUAUUAAUGUACAGAUUAGUGUAAGUAAGAUUUUAAAAAUUUAUCAGAAUGUAUAUUUAUUUUUAGAUUUUUAUCCUUGUCAUCAUCACUGGCAUUAGCGCAAAAUUACAUUUGGUUACUAUCCCACAAAACAAAGCAAAAAAAAAAAUCUGAUAUUUAUUAUAAUGACUAAGAUUCAAUCAAUGUUCCAUCUCAAAUAAAAUCAUAAAUAUUAACAUAAAUCUGAUAGUAUGUUCAAAGGCAGAAGCAGGAUGCAAUGCAAUUGUUGCAUAGUUUUAUAAUGAUAUAUAAUUAUGUGCAUUAUUAUUAUGUAUUACUAUUAUUAAUUAGGGGUUUUAGGGGUGCAGCAGUAGAGUUGUUGCCUUACAGUGCCAGAGACCCAGGUUCGAUCUUGACUAUACAGUUGUCUGUACAGUUUGUACAUUCCUCCCAUGACCUGCGUAGAUUUUUUCCGGGUGCUGCGGUUUCCUCCCGCACUCCAAAGACGUACAGAUUUGUAGGUUAAUUGGCUUUGGUAAAAAACGUAAUUGUCCCUAGUUUGUGUAGGAUAGUGUUAGUGUGUGGGGAUCGCUGCUCGGCGCAGACUUGGUGGGCUGAAAGGUCUUUUCCACACUGUAUCUCUAAACUAAGUACAAAAUGACUUCUCUAUCAUAAAAAUGCCUGAACUUAAUAAUAAGAAAAAUAAACAAUCAAAUAAUUUGAUAAAUUCUGCACUAAAGAUGAUUUUAAAUGUCUUUGACAGUGCUAAAUGAUUAAAAUUUGUGCAGACCUUGAGCACUAAAAAUAAUAUUCUCCGUACAGAGGCUAACAAACCCCCAAAAUAGGGGGCGUUUUGUUGGUGGUGUUGCUAAGCCAGAUACCAACCACCUUUAUGCAAAAUACCACGACAAAAAUAAAAGGGACUUCCUGAUACAGGAGAAAUAAAAAUUGUUGCAUUAUUUGAGUACCAUUAAGGUGUGUGAGUGCUAUGAACCUGGGCCCUUAUACAUUUUCAUUUCAGUAGCCAGGUAACAAAUUAUUUUGCACAAUAUCAUCUACAGUUGAUAUACGCUCAUUGAUGUGUAGUUUUGUUAGACUUGAAAUCUACAACAAAUUUCUUCAACUUUCCUUUCUAUUGUGAAUUUUUAACACCCAAUAAAUAUUCCUGCUACAGAUGGUACUUUGUUGUGGUUAUUUACUGCCAACCCAACUUUUGAGACAAACUUAAUUGCAUUGUUUUAAAUUCUUUGUUUCAAUGUAUUCCAGGGCAUCCAGCAAUUUUGCAGAGAAGUUUCACAUUUCCAAUUCAUGACUUCAAUCUUUAGUGAUACAGACUGGUAACUUCUUCAUUCUGACAAUGUAAAAUAAUAUUAUUUUGAAGUUUGAAGAAAAUUAACACUAUCCUUCAAAUAAUAACCAACGCAUUCAAACUCUGUUUUUACAUUCUUGGCUCAGAUGUGACGUUCUUUGUUAAUAAAGAUCACAUAACUAAACUAA
Molecule: messenger RNA, 2665 nt
Organism: Amblyraja radiata (thorny skate)
Lineage: Eukaryota; Metazoa; Chordata; Chondrichthyes; Rajiformes; Rajidae
Gene: msraa
Product: methionine sulfoxide reductase Aa
Exons: 6
Coding region: 223-891 (222 amino acids)
Biological process (GO): cellular response to oxidative stress
Cellular component (GO): cytoplasm
Molecular function (GO): peptide-methionine (S)-S-oxide reductase activity
Source: RefSeq, a predicted model, not a curated record